GUAGUAUGUUACCAAACCCAGACGAACAAGGCCAUUACUUCCAAGGCGAUAUCGACAUAGAUCCGGAUGAAGUGAUCCACAGGUUUAAACAUAUGGGAAAGUUCAGAAACAGAUUCAAUGACUUUUACUGUAAAUACUACUGCUGGCCUGGAGGAAUCGUUCCCUAUUAUUUUGAUCCUAAUUUCGCAUCAUUGGAUGAGUCGUACGGAGGUCUGCUCGGUGCAUUUGGUAAGAUCUCUUCAGCGGUAAUAGAAAUGGGAACACCAUAUGACUACAGCUCUGUCAUGCAUUACUCCAAUU
Owenia fusiformis is the source of this 300-nucleotide messenger RNA. The record is from the annotation of a GenBank genome assembly. Lineage: Eukaryota; Metazoa; Annelida; Polychaeta; Sabellida; Oweniidae.